GCCAAGAUGGACGCGUUUUACUACGUAGUGAAAACUCGUACUGCUAGUGGAAAUAAUCAAAACACAUGGUUUUUCUAGUGAAUAUCCGGUGGAAAAAGGCACGGUUUGACCCGUUUACGAUGGAUUUUGACCGUGGCGAUGGAAAUUGCGCGUUUCGUGACGGUUUUCUGUGAAUUUUCGCGAUAGUUGUGCGUUGUGAAAAGGCUUGUUCGGGCUGGGAAAAAUCGGGAGAAAAUAACACAAAAUAAGAGGGUUGUGUACGACGAAAAGGAAUCUGUGGUGUGUAGAAUGAUAGAGCGAGCUCCCCUUUGCGCGAGCCUGGGGUACAACAGUGCAGUGAUGCCAGCGUAACGGUAGUGAAUGGUGAUUGAAGGUGAUUUAGAAACAAGAAUGGUUUUAUAUUGAUUCGUGUCUAAAGGAUUGAAAUUCUUGUCGAAAAUAAGCAUAUGAAUUGUGUGACAAAGGAAGAGUACUUUUGGCUGGAUCCAGAGAAUGUAGUAUGGUGUAUAUAAAAGAAUGAACAGCUCUGGUUGAAACUAAUUGCUGCUUUGGUUACCCGAAAGAGAGAAACAUCUAAAACAGAUUGUGCGUUAACUGACCAAACAGUUGUUAUCAAAGGUUCGAAGAAAAAAAAAAGUGUAAGUGUUUGUUUGUGAAAUAGUGCUUUCGGUAUUGUGUAUGGCAUCGGUCAUCAGAAUAUUAUCAAUAUAAUAUAUUAAGAAAAUUUAGAAUCAAUCCAUUUAAGUCUUAACAUAUGGGAAAUUUGGGCAAAUAUUAGAAGUACAGUGUUUUGUGUUUGUCAGUGUUCUCGAGCCAAAUAGUUGCAUCCGAAAAGUUUUCAAAGUUUUACCUUAGUAAUUAUGUCCGGAUUUGCUCUAUCGUGUGUGAACCUUCCGCCGUAGGAUCCGACUAUCAAAGACCAUCAAAACGUCUCCGGGAAAACCACCGUUUCGGUCACCUUCAGCCAGUUCUCAUGGGCCACCGUGGCGGAAAAUUGCCGCCGCGAUGUCCACACUUACCAGUAACGCAAACAACAAUAACAACAACCUUAUCGUCAGCAACGCAUCCUCACCCCAGCUCAGUAGAAUCAGCACCAGCAGCAGCCCGAACACCAUCAACAACAACAAUCCGGCGGGUACACCGGCAACGACGGCGUCGACGACAACCACUAGUACGACCCAUCAUCAAUACCAGAGCGCCCUGGCGUCCGGAGUCAGUCGGUUGUUCGCCCGCAGUAUGUCCUCUGCUUCUGCAAGCGGCGCUGGCGCCGAUGCAGCUGGCACCUCGGCAGCCACGACUGGCGCCCCGGCCAGUGCGAUACCGGCCGAGUUGAACGUGAUGCUGCAUGGCUACUAUCGGAAGCUGAAAACCAACAAGAAGAAAUACUUUGUAGUGUACGGUGACACACCGGACAAGAACGCCCGGCUGGAGUACUUUGACAGUGAGAAGAAGUUCAAGCAGUCUUGGCUGAAGAGCAGUUCGGUGCAGGCCAAGCGAAGCAUAGUGCUGCGCAGUUGUUUCAACAUUAAUAAACGGCACGAUAUCAAGAAGCAUGUGAUCGCGCUGUACACUAAGGACGAUUGCUUCUGCAUUGUGUUCGACAGUGAGGAGGAGCUGAACCGGUGGUUGCGGACGCUGCUGUCGCUGCAGCGUGGCGAGGAAUCGGAGGGCGAGCCGCCUAGACCUACUUUCGAGCACGUUUGGGAUGUUUUUGUCGAACGCAAAGGGCUGGGCGAUAGCUGCGGAAUCCUCGGCACUUAUCGUCUGUGCAUCACGGACAAAACGCUUUCGCUGGUGCGGAUAGGACCGCCGACCACAAACUCCGGCGACGAACGGGUCGAGGUGGUUGAAUUUUCAUUGGCGUCGAUUAGAAGAUGCGGCGCCUCCCAGCGCUACUUCUACCUGGAGGUGGGCCGGAGUUCGAAAAUCGGCCCCGGCGAGAUAUGGAUGGAAGCACCGGACGCUAUCAUUGCCCACAACAUGCACACAACCAUAAUGAAGCCUACCAAAAACAGAGAGGUGGACGGCCUCGGUCCCAUCCCUCGAAAUCGUUCCUCGUCGGCCAAUGCGGCCUCCAAGCCGACCCAGAUGCUGGGCCGCCGGCAGACCUACACCGGCCAGAAACCGGUCAACUGUUCGCCCUCUGGUGUUACAUCCGCAGUGAUAUUCCAUCAGAGAGCUUUAUCAUUACCAAGCGCCACUCCCAUGUUAAGCCAUUCUCCUCAUCAUAAUAGCACAGCUGCCCACAUGGCAAAGCAAAAAUCCUCACAGAACAUUCUCGGCAGUAGUAGCAAUGUUAGUAGCAAUCCUAGUUUUAACGGUCCACUAUCCGGAGGAGGAGGAGGUGGUUUCUUCGGCAAGAACGCCACGGGUGGAAUUUUGGUCGAUCGUUCGAUUCAGCCGGUCCAUCACCGAACCCGGUCCCUGCCACUAACGGAGGAAAGUGCAAUACGUGUCACACACAAUGGAACCCUUCUACCUUCGGGUGGAGGCCAGCAAGCCCAGUAUAAUCAGCUCUCGAGCAUCGGGAACCGUAAGCACCAGCAAUCAUCCAGUUUAUCGAUUGCUUCGCUCAAAUGCACCUGUCCAUCUGGCGGAGCGCUACCGAUCAUCGUUGUUGGAAACGGCAGCAGAACAAGUCAUUAUAAUUUAUGUCCCCUGCACGGCAGCGCCAUCCACACCUCGUCACCAUCGUCAUCUGUCGUCCCAUCUGGGCCCAGUCAACAGGACUAUGAAAAUAUGAAUAAAUCAUGCUCGUACCUGCCGUCGACGUCUCCUCCCGAUCAACAGCAUUAUUACAGCAAUCACUUGUUCGAGGGCACUGAUAGCAAUCAUUCUGCAUUCGCGAUGCCGCUAUCUCGUAGCUCGAUGGAAAGCAUAAUCGAAGAUCAAAAGUACCUCCCGAUGGAUAUGAAGAAGCCAACGGCCGCUGCCAUCAGCUCGACAACAGCUGGUGGGUCCCAGGAGGACAAGGAUCCGGCGAACGUUGCACCUAAUCUUCAGUUCAUUAGCCGUCUGCUGCGGAGUUCGCAAAUUCAAACUGCCAACAACAGCAAACUGGCGGCCUUGAAAGUGGCCACCGCAACCGGAGGCAACAGUAGUGCCUGCACUAGCAGUAGCAGCAGUAGUAGUAGUGGUAGCAAUAGCACUGGUAGUAAUUUGCACGGUAGCACUAUGGGAACCGGAAACGGUAACACCAGCGCCACCCAUGCGUACUGUAGUGGCACCACUAGUGGCGCUCCACUGCCGAAGGGUGGCGGUUCCCCACCAGGUUCGCUGAGGCGCCGUAGCGGUCGAAAUAGUACCAAAACCAGGAGGAGCGCUGCCAUCGCACGUGAGCGUUGCGACAGUCUUCCAUCCCGAAACCGGACAACCAGUGAAACCAGCACCCACCAGCAGCAGCUGAUCAUGAACAGCGGUGGAAUGCCUCCGCCGCGUACGAUCCCAUCGGCCAGCUUCAACCGACCGCAAUCGAUGAUCGUCAACCGCCAGAGCCACAGCCAUAGUCCCCCGGUGCAUUCGUCACCACUGAGCCCCCCGUCCGGUGCAUGCUCUACCGGAAGCGAUGGGUCCUCGUUCAGUAUUGACGAACCGGACAGCUACAACAGUUCACACACUCCGGAUGAAGGCAAUGGCUUUCCCAAGGUCAUUAAUCAUCUCAGCUCAGGUUGCUCCAUUCCGGAAGAAAAUUCCGAAGAGUACAUCAACAACUACGGCAAGGUUCCUCUGAGGCCUCAGAUGCAGCAUCGGUCGAUGGACGAAUUCGUUAGCCACUUAAAGCACAGUUAUAAUUCAUUAUCGCUUCCAAUAUCACAGGCGAUCAGAAGAGGCAGUCCGGCACCGCCGGCAAACAUUGUCGGUUCGGUUGACGGCACCAGCAACUACAUGGAGAUGUGCAGCCCGUGCGGUAGCUCACCGGGUGACCCAUCCGGUAACAGUGGCUACAUACCGAUGUCGCCGAGUACGGACUUCCCCAGAGGCUUGUACAGUUCCAGUGCGCACUCUCGUACCUCCAGUUUGGCGGAGGACACCGUUGACGCUUAUGUUCCUAUGGCGGCCCCAGGUCACAACACGGAAGAAUACGUGGACAUGGAUCCGUCGCACAACAGCAGUAAUCGCACGAUUGCCCCAUCGAGUGGUUUUGCGGCGACGAUCAGUCAUGCUGCAACAAUCGGUGGCGGCGGCGGCGGUGGUGGUGGUAAUGGUAAUAUUAGUUCGGCAGCCUCUAGCUGCAGUAUUACGUCGGGCACCCCUUCGACCGAUAUGCGAUUCUCCGGGUAUCACCUGGACAAGGUUGAGGCUCGAUUUACUCCUAGUGAAGACGAUGAAAUGGAGCGACCGUUGCGAACGUACUCGGUAGGCAGUCGACUGGAGCAUAACAAAAGAAAGCUGCGCGUGGACAUGCUUAGCUCAGAGGGUUCUUCAAACUCGAGAGUACGAGCAUUUUCGGUAGGUUCGAGAGCUAAGGUUCCACGGUCGGAUGUCUAUAAGGGAAGUGGUGCACCAAUUACUGCUCCACUUUUAUCUGCGGGUAGCUCUGGUAGCUUGCAAGAAACCAGUAGCAAUAGCGGAAGCAUUACCAACUGUGUCCCUGGGCCAAGUACGAAUACCAGGGGCUCGAGUUCGAGCAUCAAUGAAAGCAGAACGGGAAAAAAAUCGUCAAGUGCCCCGAUGCUGGCAGCAAAGCCACAUGGAUCGUUUGAUCCUAUAAUGGAUGAUCUGAUGGAAAUUGAUUUCAGUGCUCCUUCAUUCCACGCAGAACCUGAUGUCAGUAGUAGCACUCCGCAAAAGGCUUCAGGAACAGAGGAUUACAUGGAGAUGACAGCGGGAGGAAACCAGAGAAACACGGGAUAUGUCGAAAUGAAGCCAGGACACAUCCCACCUGUGAACACGAGUGUCCAUGAGGAGAACGACUAUCUGGAUAUGCGACCAGGAGGAACACCAUACGAACUGAACCUGUCGACGAAAAGCAAAAGCUCUCCGAUUAAGAUCAAUUCACCGAAGAAGUUCAAUGGCGGUGGAAAUAAUAACAAUAACUACCUGGAAAUGUCCCCACGGAUGAUGGGAACAUCGUCUUCGUCUUCCUCGUCAGCGACAAACCGUAAACCCACAGUACCUUCAGAAGAUUACCUCAACAUAAGCCCGCUGAUGAUGACAAGUGCUGGAGGUGAUAGUGGCAACGAAGAGAAAAUGAUUAACGAAGAGGAAGAAGAUGAGGAGGAAGCGGUUGCGCCGAGCAGCGCGCCUGAAGUCUACAUGGAGAUGUCAUGGAGCCAGCCCAAGACUAGUCUUAACCUAGAAUGCACUAAACCAGCAUCGGAUGAGUAUAUCAAUAUGGAUUUUACUCGUAAAGAAGUCAGUGGAAGCUCUAGUGCAAUGGAGUCCCGUUUAAGUUCGCUACCCAUCGCAAUUCAGUCAGGAGGCCCUGGUCGUACAUUGCAAGGGGACACGAUGGAACCAAAGAUAGGUGGAGCUCCAUCUUAUUACCUUCCGUUAAACCCCUCGGCGACGCAGCAGCGGCAUCAGGUCUCGGCACAAAUUGGGUUCAGUCCUAAGCAAAACAGCUUACGAUCGCGGUGCGAUUCGAGAGAUAGCGGAAUUGUUACACCUUCUGGAAGUCAGGUCACAAUUUUCCCGUUCAGCCCAGGAAGCCCUAUCAAGUCGUUUGCCAUGGGUAUCGAACCCAGUGCAGAGGAGCGAAAGUGCUAUGUGGACGGAACUACGGGCACAUUGCGUAUCAGCGAAACGGAUGAAGAUAAUAGUGAAGAAUCGAACGAGUUCCUAGCAAUGGAUCAGCAGCAACCAUCGCAACCGAAAGAUACUGCGGAUAGCAGUAAACUGGAGGAUCUAAGUCAUAACUAUGCCGAGUUGAGUAUAGGUCACCAACAACAGCAGCAACAGUCUCAGCAGAAGCCUGAGAAAAGUCGUCCAAGUUCCUUCAGCAGCACCAAAAAAGCAAAUCUAAGUCUAAUUCUCACAACAUCGACUAAUACUAGAACAACACCAACCAUAACUGCGAUGAAAUCUGCUGUGGAAUAUCCAGAUUAUGUUAAUUGCACACCGGUGACCACUCCAGUGGCGACCAAACCAACCACUCCUAUGGCAGUGGAUGAUCAAGCCGGUGAUUACGCUAUAAUGAAUCCAGCUAGUCUCAGGAAGCUUUCUAGCACUUCCCAGUCGGAACUAGCUUCGACAGAAAGUGGACUUCCUCCGCUGACCAAAAAGUCCAACCAGAUUUUCAAGCCGAUCACUUCGAGUCAAGAUGAAGCACUUCUGAAGAAAUCCAGUGGAGUAUCGCCCAAACCAGCGUUCACACGACAUUACUCGGAGCGUCGGGCUGGCACAUCUGGUAUUGACUCCUCGGGAUAUGAGAUGCUGCAGCGCACUUCACGACCGAACAGUGUUAAUAGCGAGAAAAUCAACAACAAAUGUCCUCCAUCCGCAGGUUCGACACGCCCCAGUUCGGCCAACAGCGAUAGGCUUCCCAUCAUAUCAGCUACCUCAUCAUCCGCUUCCUCAACUUCAACGUUGUGUGAGAGCAAAAACCAAAGCCCCACAGCGUCUAGCACGAUGAUUGCAACAACGACAACUACAGUGACUCCCGGCGUAAGGCCGGAAUCCGUUACCUCGCUCACCGAUCCGCAAAUCAUUUCGAGACCACCCUCUGUAAGUUCGGAACGCGAGCUGCACUAUGCCAGUCUCGAUCUUCCACCCAGCACAAACCCCUUAUCAGUGGCGGCGCCAGGUAGUGCGGUAGUAGUGCCACCAAAUCGCAUGGAAAUUGACCUUGAUAGUUGUAACGCGGCCGCAGCAAGUCGCCCUGGUGGACCUGACUCGUUAAAUUCCAGCCCUAGUCCCAACUCCGGAUGUACCUCGCAACAACAGACUGGUUCUGCCUUCACGUAUGCUCAAAUAGAUUUUGUCCGCUCGGUUGCACAGGCCCAAACCCAGCAGCAGCAACAACAGUCAUUACCCAAAAGCGGCCAACAGCAACAAUAAAAAAAAAUGAAGAGCACAGGAGAUGAAAACACAUUCUUACAUACACACUGAAAACUGCCAAUCUGAAACAACAGAAGAGCCCCUCCUUUCAAUCGUAAGUAAUAGCGGUUAAGCUGCGUGAGAGAUGUAAAUAUACAACACAAGAACUACAGCAUGCAGGCAUGGACACACUCCUCGUGUGUGUAUUUUCUUAUGCAGUAGAGAAACUGCAGAACCUUGGAUUAGGACAGUUCUUCGUUACCGUUUGUUUGUUUUUUUUUGUGUACCACUAUAUCUGAAUAGAUGGAACCGAGAAGGAGAGAGGCGUUCUGGCGGACAGUAGUGUAUGUUCCGAGAGAAAGCGAGAGAGACAGCCUGCCCAGCUUGGGCGGGUGAUCGCGAUCGCGAUGGUUAUUGAAGAGAGUGCCGCAGUAAUACCUAAGCAUGUCGAACGUUAUUUUAAAACUAGUAUUUAAGCAAAGCAUUGAUGGACACGAGAAGGAAGAGAAACAGAAAUAUUCCAAAAAUAGUUUAAUUGCAAGGAAAAAAAUGAAACAAAAUAAACAAAACCCCAAUAGAUUACACAGACCCAGAAUGAGCAGCCGACAGACAGGAGAAAACAUACAGUUGGAACACAUUGAGAUAUAAGAUGAAAUUUCAAAUGCCAAAAUAAGCUUUACUUGAUUUUCUUGUUUUUGUUUACGUUCAUCAAAGAAUAGGAGAAAAUUACACGAUUAUAUAAAGAUUAAGGUAAACAAACACACACAUGCAUACAGUUAAAAAAAACUUUAGUUGGUAAGUAAAUUAAUUGAGGGUAAUGCGUAAGUAUAGACUAAUGUAGUAACGGGAGGAAUGAAAAAAAAACUAUAGAAAACUUUAUUUUUUAUUAAGAUUAAAAUCAACUUUUUAGCCGAUAAGGAGGAUAGGUAUAGUCGAAAAAAUAUAACUUAUACAAGUUCUAGUGUC
This is a messenger RNA of Armigeres subalbatus, 7944 nucleotides long. RefSeq lists its product as uncharacterized. Gene Ontology annotation, cellular component: cytosol; plasma membrane. Gene Ontology annotation, biological process: insulin receptor signaling pathway. The coding region runs from base 1006 to 6999 and encodes 1997 amino acids. The transcript is spliced from 11 exons. NCBI's taxonomy places the organism in Eukaryota, Metazoa, Arthropoda, Insecta, Diptera, Culicidae. The record is from RefSeq and is a predicted model, not a curated record. Gene Ontology annotation, molecular function: phosphatidylinositol 3-kinase binding; insulin receptor binding.